AUGUCGGAAUGUGUCGAUCAUACGAUCAAUGGUACUUCAUCUGGAGGUUACACUUGCCGGUGCACGACAGGCUACGAUGGGAACCCAUACCUCUCAGAUGGUUGCCAAGAUAUUAAUGAGUGCCUGCUAGAUCCGAACCCAUGCAAAAAAGGAAAGUGCAUAAAUUUACCCGGAACUCACACUUGUACAUGUGAUAGUGGGUACAGAUUAAAUGAAAACAAGACUUGCGUGAAAGGAGGCAAAGGAAAGAGCACUGUCUUGAAAGUUUCAUUAGGUAUAAGUAUAAGCAUGUUUGUCUUACUAGUUGGAAUUUUUUGGUUAUAUUGUGGAAUGAAGAGAAGAAAGUUCAAACAACUGAAAGAAAUGUACUUCAAAGAAAAUGGUGGCGAGAAGUUACGAGAAAAACUGGCUAGUCACAAGGGAUCUGUCGAGACAGCAGCCAGGAUCUUUACCUCGGCAGAACUCAAGCAGGCCACAAACAAUUACCACAGAGAUAAGAUCCUUGGUGAAGGAGCUUAUGGAACAGUUUACAAAGGAGUACUUGCGGAUAAUAAAGUGGUAGCCAUAAAGAAGUCCAAAAUCAUGGCCAAGUCCCAGACUGAUCAGUUUGUUAAUGAGGUGCUUGUUCUCUCUCAAAUAAACCAUAGAAAUGUGGUGAAGCUUUUAGGUUGCUGUUUAGAGACAGAAAUGCCUUUACUAGUUUAUGAGUACGUUAGCAAUGGCACUCUUUAUGACCACGUUCAUAAAAGAAAUGGAAAAGGCCCACUUUCAUUAAGAUUGCGAUUGAAGAUUGCAGCAGAAACAGCAGAAUCACUUGCGUACUUGCACUACUCCACAUCAAUGCAAAUCGUGCACCGAGAUGUGAAAGCAACUAAUAUACUACUGGACGAGAAAUUCACGGCCAAAGUAUCGGACUUUGGAGCUUCAAAAUUGGUUCCUGAAGAUCAAGAUCAACUAUCAACUUUAGUGCAAGGAACAAUGGGAUACUUGGACCCUGAAUAUCUUCAAUCAAACACACUCACAGAAAAGAGUGACGUCUAUAGUUUUGGUGUUGUACUUGUGGAGCUACUAACAAGCAGAAGGGCACUUUCUUUAGACAAGCCAGAAGCGGAGCGGAGCCUAGCAAACGUCUUUGUUUGUGCAGUGGAAGAUGGUCUAUUGAAGCACAUACUUGAUGAGGAAGUAGUUAAGGACGGACAUUUUGAGACUGUUGAAAAAGUUGCCGAUCUGGCCAAAAGAUGUCUAAGCAUGAAAGGGAGAGAAAGGCCAACUAUGAGGGAAGUAGCAAGGGAGCUAGAAGGACUGCAAAUUUUGCCAAAGCAUUCAGGGGGUGGAAAGCCUGAUUCUUCUCCUAAACAGACUGACUACUUGCUUGCAUCACCUUCAAACGCUUAUGUUGUCGAUGUUAAGGGUGAAGGCGAUGUUGGUUCCAUUACAACCAGUAUUGAGUACGACCAGAGCAUGCAAAAUCAAGCCCAAGUGUUAAGGCCUGAUGAUGCUGGAAGAUAGUUGAUUGAUGAUUGGCUUUUUCUUUCAAUUGUCGUGUCUGCAGUUCCUUGCAAAAUAUAUAAGAGUAUGCACGUUGAUCAUCCUAAUGUUGUAAUUUCGCUCUAAACCAGUUAUUUGGUUCAAUUUGAUAAGAAGAACGUGUGGUAAAAUAAAAGGGCACUACCUAGUGCACUGCUGUAAUGGGGUCAAUAAAUUACUCUUUUUUUUAUUUGGUUCAAUGUAUAUAUUACGCUUUUUUUUUCUUCCUGAAAAAUGCGUCUAGAUCAAUUGUAAUUUUGUUCAAGUAAAUCUCUAUUUGUGUGUUUGGCCCAAACUUUAG
Messenger RNA from Rosa chinensis, 1828 nucleotides. RefSeq names its product wall-associated receptor kinase 3. Gene Ontology annotation, molecular function: ATP binding; calcium ion binding; protein serine/threonine kinase activity. Gene Ontology annotation, cellular component: plasma membrane. The record is from RefSeq and is a predicted model, not a curated record. The transcript is spliced from 3 exons. Lineage: Eukaryota; Viridiplantae; Streptophyta; Magnoliopsida; Rosales; Rosaceae. The coding region runs from base 1 to 1509 and encodes 502 amino acids. Gene Ontology annotation, biological process: protein phosphorylation; cell surface receptor signaling pathway.